GGAAAAAGUGUGUGCAGUGUCCAUGGAGACAUGCCACAGACCACAGCACAGAUAGAGGUUGCGUCAAACCUCCUCUUUCUCUCUUUUUGCUCCCCCACUUUCUCGUUGUUGCCGUUGUUGCCGUUGUUGCCACCAACUGACAAAUAAAUAUCAAACUGCUCUUACUACCGGUACUAUUGGUUUGCCAUGGCGAUGUCUCCUCAUCGCCGCCUGAAGAAGAACGACUCGUUAUCGUCGGUGGGAGCCGAUGCCCCUUCGAGUCGAUUAGGCGGCGACACGGCGAUAUGGCGGGCCCGCAUCUUGUUUAUCGUCUCCAUGUCCUGCGUGGCGACGGUCCUCGGCGUAACGGCGUACUAUUUCAUCAACAAGGCAGAACAAGAUCUAGCCCAAACCAUGUUUGAAUCGAUUGCCGAUCGAGCCUUGAGUGAAGCGGUUAACAUUAUCCAGCUCAAGAGAUGGUCCGCUAUUACUCUGGCCUCCGUGCUCUCCACCAUGGAACCCAACGCAAGCUCUUAUCCCUAUGUUACCUUCCCUGGAAUCGAGCGACUGAUGAACAAUGUACUCACAUCGAGUUCCGGACUCGGAGCUGGAUUUUGCCCGAUCGUUCCUUCUUCCGAUAUUUCCGAAUGGGAAGACUUUAUCUACAAGUAUUAUCAUGAAACACGACAACCUCCGUUUCCCAAUACCACUGCUGUCAGUCCCUUUGGAAAAGGUAUCUGGGGAAGACUAUACCUCAAUGACACUACCAGUGGCAAUGCAACCACCUCCACAAAAAACCGGCAAAAGCCCAUUCGAUAUCGAGACUUUGGGAAUACGACCACCUGGGGAAGUACCCGUCAGAUUGUUACCCCAGUAGCCUUUACCAGCAACAACCCAGAGAAACGCCUGCUCUUCAAUCCACACUCGGACCCUCGUCGAGGGCGGGCCAUUGAUGACAUGAUAGAAUGUUCCCAACGCCGACAUGCCACGGUAACACCCGAUAGUUUGGCAGACCGAGAUUGUGGAGUGAUCACAGGCAUGGUGGACUACAAGAAAGAUCCCGAGCGGGGGCCCUCUGCAGUCAUUUACACCCCCGUGUAUCCAGCCAAUGAUCCCACAACGUUGGUUGGAUUUGUGCCCUAUAGAGUUGUUUUUGAUCAGUUAUUGAAAAACGCUUUUGCUGACGAAGUUUCCGGAGUGGACGUUGUCUUGUCGGCGGGAGACGAAGUCUUCACGUACAAAGUUGUAGACGGGCAAACUGAGCCAAAGGGAGAUGGAGACCUGCAUGAUACACAGUACGACAAAUUUCGCCGAUCGAUUCAGAUCACUGCGCCAGAAUACUACACCGAAAACUCCGCACACUACACCAUGUCCAUUUAUCCAUGUGAUGGUUUAUACGAUGUUUACAGUACCCACAAUCCACUUACGGUCACCAUCGGCGCGAUUUUCAUCAUUAUCUUCAUGUCGGUGCUAUUCUUCGUCUACGAUUUUCUCGUUCGCAGAGAGUUCUUGGCCAAAAGAGAACUUUUGGCGGCCAAGCGCUCCUUUAUGAGGUUCAUUUCUCACGAGGUGAGAACACCACUGAAUGCAGUCUGCAUGGGUAUUACUGUCCUUCAAUCCGAAUUCGCACAGUCCUUGGGCUGUACUUCGGUCGAAGACAUGCGCGCAAAGGCUGAAGGAGGCGGUGAAAACGACAAAAACAAGAGCAAGGAAGAUCUGCUGCAGUAUAUGAAUCCCAACAUAAAAAUGACCAGAUCUUUGUCCAAAUCGAUGACGGUAGGCCCCGCAAAGCCGACGGGCCCUACAAAGACAUUAUCGAAAUCCAUGAUUGACGUGCCGCCGGAAACGCAAUCACCAACACCGUCGCCGCUAUUCUCCCUCGAAACUCCGUCUACCGCGCCAACUUCGGAAGCAAGCGACGGAGAUUCCAUCGUCGGCAACAUGUUGAAGCAAAAGCCUUUCGAGCCUGCUGCGUUGUUUCCUGCGAUCACGUCCGCAAAACUUUUCGGAACUGCACCACGAGGAAUCUCUAGGAGAAGCAGCACGGGAGGCAUGAGGAGACCUGGUGUCAGCCAACAAAAGCUGUCGGAAGAGUCUGUAAUAGAGUGGUUUCGUCUGAGUCAAGAGGUUUUGCGCAAUACGUUGUGUGCUGUGGACGUGCUCAGUGAUGCUCUGAAUUACGAUAAGAUCGAAUCUGGUUCCUUGACACUCGAACUGGCGAAAUUACCAAUAUGGGAGAUUGUCAAAGAGACGAUGGGCGAAUUCCGGCUUUCGGCACAGCGAAAAAACAUUGACUUUCAGCUCGAAUUCCGCACCGAAGUUGACGACAGCGAUCCUCUGCUUGCAAAGGACGUAGAAUCGCCUAGCAGUCCGGUCAAAUCAGUUUCCGAACUCUCUGAGGAAACAAAGAGUUGCAAAGUCAUUGGUGAUCAAGUCCGGCUUGUUCAGGUGCUCCGAAACCUUUGUUCCAAUGCAAUCAAGUUCACUCCUGAGAAGGGAUCCGUUCAUAUCGUGGCUACAUGGCACCGGCCCACGUCAGAGGAGGCGGCGAGCCAACCCCGCCGCAUACAUCUGGGCAAUGGGGACGUCUUGACGUUGCCUCGAAACGGGUAUGUGACUGUGGCGGUGCAGGAUUCGGGAGCUGGCUUGACUCAGGGACAAGUUCGAUCUCUCUUCCGAGAAGGGGUGCAAUACAAUGCCAACAAGCUUCAGCAGGGGAAGGGUAGUGGAUUUGGCCUUUUUAUUUCAAAAGGGAUUGUGGAGUGUCACGAGGGUUGCUUGGAAGCGGAAUCUCCUGGCCUAGGCCAUGGUUCGACGUUUACGAUGCAUCUCCCCCUGUACCUGUCCCCUGACGAUGAAACCAGCGAGCAAUCGGAAAAGAAGUUACAAUGUUACACUGAGGCUUCCACGGAGAUGAAUAAGCUGAACAUUCUUGUUGUCGACGAUAUUGCGUCGAACAGGAAGCUACUUUGUCGAUUGCUGAAGAACGCAGGCCACAACUGCGACUCUGCAGACGAUGGCGACGUUGCCUUGCAGAUGGUGAUCGACAAGGAAGCGGAAGGGGGGUACUACGACACGGUCCUGCUGGACUACGAGAUGCCAAAGAUGAAUGGUCCGACUGCAGCCAAAGAGAUGCGACAGCUUGGUUCGGAGUCUUUCAUCGUGGGCAUCACUGGGAACAUGCUUCCCGAAGACGUGAGCUAUUUCAUGUCUUGUGGCGCUAAUGCGGUUCUUCCAAAGCCGGUGAAGAUCAGUGAUCUGGAAAACCUUUGGGUUGAGUAUGGGGUUGUGUCACAAGCUGCUGUCGAGCCAGAGGAUAGCGGCCAGAUGACAUGAGCAUGUUGGCUCGAGACUGAGUGGCGCUGAUCCUUUCCAACUUGAAGAAAGCCUUUCGAUUCCGGUCACCUUGGUCCGAUUCCGUGCCGUACUGGUAAUUGGUUCCAGCUCGGACGCAGAGAGGUAGAGCGGAGGUUCGAACAUGUCUGCAGCUCGCUUGCUUCAUCCAUCGUCAGUCGGUGGUCCAACCAACUGGCGGGAAGACACAGAAGAAAACGAAAGACCUGGUGCAGACCCCGCCGCCCAAAAUGGUAUUUAAAAAAAAACCCAACAGCAACAACAUCCAUUUUAAAACGGAUUCAGACAAGAAAUGUUUGAGGAUGACCCAGGAGCCCAGGCCCAGUUGUUUCCUGCAUUCAAGUCUGCUCACUGGUCACAAUUGCCUCCUGAGAGGGUGUGACACCUUUUAGCUAUCUUAAAGGGUUUGUACACUGAGGUCUGAGCUAUGGUUGGCAUACCAAAGCAGGGCCUUUCGAGUCAAAACGAAGACUCAAGUAUAUGCUGCCUAUAACCAUACCGGUUACAUCAUACCAUUUUGCACAGUUGAUACGAUGCUAGUCCUAGCUAGAAAUAGCCAUUUGGGAGUUAGUUAUGGAGUAUCUGCACGAGAAUAGCUGCACAGGUUCAGAAGAUUUCAAUUUGAGCAACUAGCUAGCCAGCAAUCAUUUAUCUGUAUCCAUGUUUUGCUAGCAGUUGGUUCUUUUAUCAUCUCUUUUGUCGUUGAAAGUAGCUAGCAAGUGUCUGUUUUGUUUCUUCAUAGGUAGCAAACUGAAUAGCUCCGCUGAGGAGUGCCUUGCCCACACGAGGGCUCACG
Molecule: messenger RNA, 4129 nt
Organism: Seminavis robusta
Lineage: Eukaryota; Bacillariophyta; Bacillariophyceae; Naviculales; Naviculaceae
Source: the annotation of a GenBank genome assembly